Molecule: messenger RNA, 328 nt
Organism: Suillus plorans
Lineage: Eukaryota; Fungi; Basidiomycota; Agaricomycetes; Boletales; Suillaceae
Exons: 1
Coding region: 32-271 (79 amino acids)
Source: RefSeq, a predicted model, not a curated record
GAAGUACUGAUACAUAGCCCUGCUAGACAUCAUGAAGCCCAUUCAGUUCGCCAUCCUUGCCAUCCUCGCCGCUGUCGCCGGGGUGAAGGCAGCCUCAACUACUACCAACGAUGGAGCCUGCGACGAUUCGCAAUGCUACACUAGAGCGCCUGCCUGCAGUGAUGAUGCGAUAGCCGUCGAAAUUAGCUCAGAUUGCUGGACCUGCUGCGAUAUACCUGAUGCUUCGGUCAAGCUUGAGAAGCUCCACAAAUUACUACACGAAGUUGUUUGAACACGCUGUAGUCGUCGUCAGAUGCUUAGGUUCACGUUUAAAUACAUAGGGUUCCAC